Messenger RNA from Odobenus rosmarus divergens (Pacific walrus), 966 nucleotides. RefSeq names its product immediate early response 5 (gene IER5). The record is from RefSeq and is a predicted model, not a curated record. The coding region runs from base 1 to 966 and encodes 321 amino acids. The transcript has a single exon. Lineage: Eukaryota; Metazoa; Chordata; Mammalia; Carnivora; Odobenidae.
AUGGAGUUCAAGCUGGAGGCUCACCGCAUCGUCAGCAUCUCCCUGGGCAAGAUCUACAACUCGCGGGUCCAGCGCGGCGGCAUCAAACUGCACAAGAACCUGCUGGUCUCCCUGGUGCUGCGCAGCGCCCGCCAGGUCUACCUGAGUGACCCGUGCCCGGGCCUCUACCUGGCCGGUCCCGCGGGGAGCCCGGCGGUGCCGCCGCCGCAGCCCGGGGAGCCGGCGGCCGGGCCGCCCGCGGGCUGGGGCGAGCCGCCCCCGCCGGCCGCCGGUGCUGCCUGGCCCGAGAUCGAGCCGCAGCCGGAGCGCCCCGCUGACCCGGCCGCGCCGCGGGCGGGCGACGCGGAGCCCGGGGCCCCGAUGACGGGCGCAGGGGAAACUGUUCGGGGCGGAGAGGUGGAGGCGGCGGAAGCUGCCUGGCGCCGCGUGGAGGGACCGCGCGAGGCGGCGGAGGGAGGAGCCGGGGGCCCCGCCGGAGACUCAGACGGCUUCCCCGAGGGGCUCCGUGGGGCGCGCCGCUACUGCGGCUGCCCCCCAGGAGCGGAGGACCGGCCGGGGCCGCUGGGCGCGUGCCCCCGAGUUGACUGCUGCUGCGCGGCGCGGCCCGCCGAGGACGAGCCCCCAGCACCGCCCGCCGUCGGCCCCCGGAAGCGCGGCGCGGCGGGCGUGGGUGGCGGCCCGGCGCCCGGCUCCAGCCCGCUGAAGAAGCCCCGCCGGAACUCAGAGGAGCAGUCGGGCGGGGCGGCGGAGGAGGAGGAGGAGAUGGAGACCGGUAACGUGGCUAACCUCAUUAGCAUCUUCGGUUCCAGCUUCUCGGGACUCUUGCGGAAAAGCCCCGGGGGCGGCCGGGAGGAAGGCGAGGGAGAGGAGAGCGGUCCGGAAGCCGCGGAGCCCGGGCAGAUCUGCUGCGAUAAGCCGGUGCUGAGAGACAUUAACCCUUGGAGCACAGCCAUCGUGGCCUUCUAA